Molecule: messenger RNA, 1902 nt
Organism: Oryza brachyantha (malo sina)
Lineage: Eukaryota; Viridiplantae; Streptophyta; Magnoliopsida; Poales; Poaceae
Product: glycosyltransferase BC10
Exons: 2
Coding region: 314-1507 (397 amino acids)
Cellular component (GO): membrane
Molecular function (GO): glycosyltransferase activity
Source: RefSeq, a predicted model, not a curated record
CAUCGCGAAAGCUCCCAUAAAUCGGAGCACGCGGCGGCCGAGCUGCCUCCUCCUCCUCCUCCUCACUUGCGCCGCCCGAGCAGCUGACCCACCCAACCUCUCCUCGCCUCUUCUUCCACGCGCUUCCUUCCUUGGCCGCUAAGGGUGGGGAGGCGGGAGAGAAGCUAUAUACGCCUCACGAAUUCUUCCUCCAUCUCCCUCCGGCCUGAUCCAUCUAUCUCCGCGUGCGCGCGUGUGUGUGGGGAUUGGAAUCGCGUGGGUCGAGAUCCGCCGCGGAAAGAAAGAAAGAAGGGGGGAAAAAUAUCGAAUCUUGAUGUGGACGAAGGAGCUGAAGUCGCGGGGGAUGGGGGGCGCGGGGGGAGGAGGGGAGGAGGGGGACUACUACCCGCCGACGCCGCGGAAGGAGUGGUCGGCGGGGCUGGUGAAGCUGGUGACGGUGGCGGUGAUAUUCAUGGCGGGCGUGGUGAUCGGGCUGUCGGCGAGCGCCAACGUGUCGCGCUACUACUACUCCUCCCACACGGAGCUCUUCUUCCCGGCCACCACCUACGGCGCCUGCGAUCGCGCCGACUGCGCCCCGACCUUCAAGUCCUUCGUCCACCCGCCCCACCUCGCCCACUCCAUGUCCGACCCCGAGCUCUUCUGGCGCGCCUCCCUCCUCCCUGCCGCCGACGACUUCCCCUUCCAGCGCGUUCCCAAGGUCGCCUUCCUCUUCAUGACCCGCGGCCCGCUCCCCUUCACCCCCCUCUGGGACCGCUUCUUCCGCGGCCACCAGGGCCUCUUCUCCGUCUACGUCCACACCCUCCCCGACUACAAGCUCAACGUCUCCAAGUCCUCCGCCUUCUACGCCCGCCAGAUCCCCAGCGAGGAAGUAUCUUGGGGAUCGAUCACCCUUGUUGAUGCUGAGAAGCGUCUGUUGGCCAAUGCCUUGUUGGAUUUCUCGAAUGAGCGGUUUGUUCUGCUCUCGGAGAGCUGCAUCCCGGUGUUCAACUUCCCGACCGUCUAUGAGUAUCUCAUAAACUCGGCACACAGCUUUGUCGAGUCCUAUAACAUUGACACCCCUCAAUGUGCUGGCCGCUACAACCGUCGGAUGGCUCCUCAUAUUUUGCCAAGUCAAUGGAGAAAAGGGUCAGAGUGGUUUGAACUUAACCGUGAACUGGCUGUGCAGAUAGUAGCAGACAACAAGUACUACUCCAUCUUCCGGAAGCAUUGCAGGCCAUCUUGUUAUCCGGAUGAGCAUUACAUACCAACCUAUCUGCAUUUGUUUCAUGGGUCCCUGAAUGCCAACAGGACCGUCACAUGGGUUGAUUGGUCAAGAGGAGGCCCGCACCCAGCAAGAUAUGGUGCCGCAAACAUCACUGAAGAGUUCAUCCAGGCAAUCAGGAAUAACGGUACAAGCUGCACUUACAACUCGAAGCCCACUUCUCUCUGUUAUCUAUUUGCUAGGAAGUUUGCUCCUAGUGCUCUUGGGCCAUUGAUGAACCUCACUUCAACCGUACUGGACUUCUGAGUUAUCCACCAUUCUUCAUUGGCUGGCAUCGCAUUACCAGACUAUCUCCAUCUGCGCACAUACUCUGUGAGGAGUAGCGGUACACUAUACAUGUUUGGGAACAUGUAUCGCAUGAUAGAUGGAUCAGAGACGCCUUUUGAUGAGUCGUCAUGUGUCUCUGAUGGAUGAUGCUGUGUGGGAGAGUGAAAAUUACUUCACUUGUCCUGAAGCUGAAUCCCGAGUAUAGGAUGAAUGGAGCUGCAUACGGAGAGGACUUUUGUUUCACCUCCCAUUCUUUUCAUUAUAUCAUAGCUAUAUGAUAUUAGAUCUCUUCUUCCUUUUCCCCAUCCAUUGUAAUGACUUGGUCAGGAUACUAAUUUCUGUGAAUAUAACCUAUCAAUCAUUGCUUUUACUUG